This is a messenger RNA of Rotaria sordida, 831 nucleotides long. The record is from the annotation of a GenBank genome assembly. Lineage: Eukaryota; Metazoa; Rotifera; Eurotatoria; Philodinida; Philodinidae.
AUGAAUGAAGUCAUUCCAAUCGCUUCACUUUAUGCUGAUGAACAUAUUCCUGAUGAACUAUAUGUACUCGUUCGAAAUAAUUUAAUCGAUCAACUUGAUGCUCGCCUCUACAGUCUCACUAAUCCAACCCAAUAUUUAACAUCUGUCAGUUGGCAUGGUAAAGAAAAGUUAAGUUUAUUAAUGGUAGCUGCUCUAAAUGGAUACGACGAAAUAGUACGAAUUCUACUCGCUCAUUGUCAAUCUCAACAGCACGUGGAGUUAGAAGGAAGAGUAGCUAUCUCCGAGGAAGAUAUCAUUGAUGGCAUGACAGCAAUUCAAUGUGCCUGCUAUCGAUCACAUUUCAUUGUAGCUAAAACAUUAAUUGAGAUCGGCGGAGCAGAUGUACAUCAUGAUAAUAAAAAAUGGCCAUGUUAUCCAUUACUCAUUCAAGCUAGUGCAGAAAAUCGUCUUGAAAUAGUUCGUUUUCUCGUUGAAAAUGGUUACUCUGACAUUAAUAAGACUCAGUCAAAUGACCGACACCAAUGCACAGCUCUAAUAUGGGCUGCUUACAAAGGCUAUACAGCUUUGAUCGAAUAUUUACUCGAAAAAGGUGCUAAUGUUAACUAUUCUUGUCAAAACGUUGACUCACAUUUAUCAACACCAAUCACGUUUGCCGUUGCUCGAGAUGUUAAUAAACGAUUUAAUAAACUUGUACAUGAUUCAAUUUUUACAAAUCGUUUAACAAUGACAAGAUGUUUUUUUUAUGGUGGUCCAUUUCCUCAAUCAAAUAAUCCAAUACUUGAUCGAUUUUGUUCACAAAUUUUACCUUCGAUUCAUGAUAAAAUCAAAUAG